Molecule: messenger RNA, 2000 nt
Organism: Ricinus communis (castor bean)
Lineage: Eukaryota; Viridiplantae; Streptophyta; Magnoliopsida; Malpighiales; Euphorbiaceae
Product: protein DETOXIFICATION 33
Exons: 9
Coding region: 161-1612 (483 amino acids)
Biological process (GO): xenobiotic detoxification by transmembrane export across the plasma membrane
Cellular component (GO): membrane
Molecular function (GO): xenobiotic transmembrane transporter activity; antiporter activity
Source: RefSeq, a predicted model, not a curated record
CUUUCAAAGAGAGAGCACUUAUUAGCUAGUCUUACACCCACCUGGUUAGCCAAGAAAUACAGAUCUUCGCUAAGCUUGCGCAUAUCUUAUAUACUAUAUUCACAACCGUAUCCUUUUAUUCUUAGGGCAGUAAACUGACCACAUAGCCAAGCAAAAAGCCAUGGCAGUCGAUACUCCACUUCUCCACGAUCAUACCAGUGGCAAUGGUCAUCUCGACGAGGAGAAGCCUGUUAGCGUCCUUAAAGAAUUUUCGGAUGAGUCAAAGAGGCUCUGGAAACUUGCAGGGCCAGCUAUUUUCACUUCCAUUUGCCAGUACUCACUCGGUGCACUCACUCAGACCUUUGCUGGUCUUGUGGGUGAGGUUGAUCUUGCUGCUGUCUCUGUUGAGAACUCUGUUAUUGCUGGUCUCGCCUUCGGAGUCAUGUUGGGAAUGGGGAGUGCAUUAGAGACACUAUGUGGGCAAGCAUACGGUGCAGGGCAGCUCAGAAUGUUGGGUGUGUACAUGCAGAGAUCAUGGGUCAUUUUGUUGACAACUGCUUGCUUAUUGGUUCCGAUUUAUGUCUGGUCUCCUCCCAUCCUAGAGCUUAUUGGAGAGACUACUCAGAUAUCUGAAGCUGCAGGAAAAUUUGCUAUAUGGAUGCUCCCGCAAUUAUUCGCUUAUGCGGUGAAUUUUCCCAUACAAAAAUUCUUGCAAUCACAGAGCAAAGUGUAUGUGAUGGCGUGGAUAUCAGCUGCGGUGCUAGUGUUGCAUGCAAUUUUCAGCUGGUUGCUAAUACUAAAGCUUGGAUGGGGCUUAACUGGCGCAGCAAUCACUCUCAACACUUCAUGGUGGAUUAUAGUUAUUGCACAAUUGUUGUACAUUUUCAUUACCAAGUCUGAUGGUGCUUGGAGUGGCUUCACAUGGCUUGCAUUUGCUGACUUGGGGGGUUUUGUCAAGCUUUCUUUGGCAUCUGCUGUUAUGUUAUGCUUGGAGUUUUGGUACUUGAUGAUCCUUGUAGUGAUAACUGGUCGUUUGCCUAAUCCCCUGAUACCAGUUGAUGCCAUUUCUAUCUGCAUGAACUUGCAAGGAUGGGAUGCGAUGAUUGCUCUAGGAUUCAAUGCUGCCAUAAGUGUGAGAGUAUCAAAUGAACUUGGAGCUGGUAAUUCACGGCGUGCAAAAUAUUCAGUGAAAGUGGUUUCAGUGACUUCCAUCUCGAUUGGAGUUGUUUGCAUGGCCUUGGUUUUCGCAACAAGAGACUAUUUCCCUUACCUCUUCACUACCAGUGAUGCUGUUGCUAAAGAAACUACCAAACUUGCUGUCUUGCUUGGAAUCACCGUACUUCUAAACAGCCUUCAGCCUGUCUUAUCUGGUGUUGCUGUUGGAGCCGGAUGGCAAUCUCUUGUAGCAUACAUCAAUAUUGGUUGUUACUAUGUAGUUGGAUUACCGGCUGGUAUACUCCUGGGAUUCACAUUUGGUUUCGGGGCAAUGGGUGUUUGGUCAGGGAUGAUUGGAGGAAUUUGUUUGCAGACCAUUAUCUUGAUUAUAGUCACUUCAAUAACUAACUGGAACAAAGAAGCUGAAGAAGCUGAGAGCCGAGUUAAGAAAUGGGGAGGAGCAGCUGCAGAGCAUUAAUCUGAAAAGAAGUUGCUAGUUCGUUAAAGGGUGUGACAAGAAAUUGUUGCUUAUGCAGAAACAAUGACAGCAAAACACAUCAUGGGCUGAGACAGAUGAAGAAAGUUUUUCAAUGCGAGGAGUUUGAUUUUGAUUAGGCUAUAGCAACCACAGUAAUUUCUUAUUUUAGUUUGAACCAAACUCAGAAUCUUGAUGUGGCAAGAAGUGAUUGACCUCUGAUUAAGUGAAGUAGCUGCUGGUGUCUGUCACCUUGAGCUGAAGUAAUAUCUGUAACUUGUUGAUUGAGUAAGGGUGACACAUCGAUUUUUGUUGCAUUCAGGAUUUUUCUUCUUUCGGUACUCAUUUGAAUAUUACUUUCAAAAUAAAAGGGUUCAAUGUCAAUUCCAAA